CAUCUCAGACUCUCAUCACGCGGCUAUUCAUCCGGAUCGAUAUUCCUAGUGAAUUUCUUUAGGGUAUUCGAGCCGACAUCAGACCAGCGACCGGUUCGAAUGGGCGAUAAAUUACCCGAGUUACACCAUGCCGACGCAGACGGAACAGGCCCUGUUCGGAGACGGAGACCGGCACUUUCUUGCGUAGAGUGCAGGAAGCGCAAAGUCAAAUGUGACCGUGCAAGACCUUGUGGCCCUUGUACGCGGAUUCAAUCGCCGACAUGCACAUACAGACCGCAUCCGUGGAACAAUGAACGUGAAUCACCGACAAGAAGACCGAGGCCGGUAGCAGCGACCUCAAGCGAGGCAUCUGCACGCAAUGACCCAAACUCGCCUGUGUCUGGACUGAGCAAUGACAGUCAGAUUGACUUAGAAAAGAAAGACGAAACAAUCCAGCAGCUCGUUGAUCGUGUGCGUCAACUGGAAUCAACAUUAGGGUCUUCGUCGAAUCCUCUACCGUUGGAGCCUGACUCUCGAGUCGACCCUAACAUCCACCAGUCCACUGCUGGUCACUUUGUGAAGUCCAAAUUCUACGGGGAGAGUCAUUGGAUCAACGUGCUGGAACCUUACGACGCACUUGGCAACUCUAAUGUCACUGUCAACACGAGCACCAACAGGACGGAAGUGAACAAAGAUUCCGAAUUAUACGUCACCAUUGCGGAGUGCAAGCGCAUAGCACGUGCGAUAAAAGCUUCCCGGAUCAUGCAACCUUCCAUACUGGCCGAUGUUCAAGCGUAUAUUCCAUCCCGGCACAUCUGUGAUCAGCUCGUCCAGGGCUAUUUUCGGACUUUCGAGGGAGUUUUUAGGAUUUUGCACGUCCCUUCCUUUAUGAAGGAGUAUCAAACGUUCUGGACAGAUCCUGCUGCUGCUGCACCUUCGGUACUACUGAAGAUACUUCUCGUGUGUGCUAUUGGUGUAGUGUUCUACAAUGGGCCAGAACAACCACGGCUACGGGCUGAUUGCACCAAGUGGCUCCAAGCUGCAGAGUCUUGGCUUAGUGCUCCUCACGCAAAAUCACGAUUCAACAUGGCGGGCACUCAGAUCAACAUAUUGAUACUGCUUGCUAGGGAAGUUUGCGCAGUUGAUGGGGAUCUAGUUUGGGUGCCUGGGGGACGAUUACUUCGAGGUGCCAUGCAUCUAGGCCUUCAUCGUGACCCAAGUCACAUCGGGAAGAUGUCGGUAUUUCAUGCCGAGAUGCGUCGCCGUCUUUGGGCUACUAUAUUGGAGAUGACGGUACAGAGUUCCUUGGACAUGGGUAUGCCACCGAUGAUAUCACCAGAUGACUACGAUACGCUUCCACCCAGCAACGUCAAUGACGAAGAGCUUACGGAGGUUGGAACGGUUCCUCUUCAGCCGAAGCCACUCAAAGAGUUCACGCAAUGCUCGAUGCAGAUUGCAUUUUACGAGACUUUGCCCCUUCGCUUGGAGAUCUGCCGCUUAAUCAACUCUCUUCGAUUCACGUUGUCGUACGACGAGGCGCUUAAACUCGGAGCCGAGAUGCUUGCCUCCUGUCGCGAAAAGUUGAUAUUCCUACAGUCCUUUGUAGGCUCCUCUAGCCCACAUGCCCCUAACAUCUUCCAAGUCAAGCUAUUCGACACACUCACGCGUCGGUUCUUUCUGUGUCUCCAUCGACCAUUCUAUGUCCGUUCAGCGCACGACCCUAAGUUCUACUACUCUCGGAAAGUAUGCUUGGACGCCUCGCUCAUGAUCGCUAGACCAACAGCGAAUCCCGCCGAAGGUGAUGAGGAAGAUGACUGGGCUCGGCUGACAUAUCGAUGUGUCGGCUUCAUCAAGUCAUGCUUUCUACAUAGCCUCUCUACGAUUUACUUCGAACUCACAUCCCGACUUGAGGACGACCAGGACACUUUACUCACGGCACCUAUCGCUAUUUCGCCUGCCGCCUCGCACCCGCAGGUUCCGUUGGAGUUACAACCUUACUACAAUGCCUUGGUCUUCGCGCGCUUCGCCACGGAAAAGCGCCUUCGCAAUGGUGACGCAAACGGUAAAGGAUAUAUCUGGUUCUGUGCUGCCCUGGCCCGAGUUGAUGCGCUUCUGGCCCGGAAUGACCCUGCUCUCGCCGUCCUAGCUGCUUCUAAAAAAGGGGUACACGAUACCGCCGUUCUAAUGAAGGAGGCUUAUUUCGCAGAGUUUGGGGAAAAUAUUGAUUUCUCGCAGCCGUAUCCGUUUGCGGGAAAGGACCACGGAAGGGGCGAGGGCGCCGAUGAUGUCACGGGUAUCCCGCGAAGUGUGGAGGAACACAACGAGCAUGGUGGCAGUUUUGAAAGGGAUGGAGCUGACUUUACACAAGACAUGGAUUGGGAGAGGUUGAUGCGAGACGAGAGUCUCGACAUCGGGUGGGGGGACGUUGGUGAUCCACAAGGCUGGUUUGGCUGGGGCUGGGAUGCGCCGAUGUAGCAGAGGCCUGCAACAGUUUGGGCACCUUUAACUCUGCAAGAAUGAAUGCCUUGGGCAUUUGAGGCACGGCAUCAUCUCGCCACCGAGCUGGCCUGUUGAGCUUUUUCCUUCAUAGUGGGUGACAAUACAGCUUGGACCUUCUAAUACUCUGGAAUCUCAGGAUAGUCUGUCAGAUAAUGCUUUAAUCACCGUAUAGUGAGUCCGUUCAGGAUAAGGGAUGUGGCAGCCACUGUGGUCGGAAGUCAUGGAUGGCACGCAUGCCUGAAUGGUCGAUGGCUCGCGAUAUGCAGUCAAUACACAUCGUGGCCAGCUCAUGACUCCAGCCUGAUCCCUCAAUCUCGUUCACUACUCCAACUUUUCACUGGUUGCGCUGUUCCACUGGGGAACUAUCCACCAUUGAAAGAGGUGAGAGGCCCAC
Molecule: messenger RNA, 2872 nt
Organism: Paraphaeosphaeria sporulosa
Lineage: Eukaryota; Fungi; Ascomycota; Dothideomycetes; Pleosporales; Didymosphaeriaceae
Exons: 5
Coding region: 100-2454 (784 amino acids)
Biological process (GO): DNA-templated transcription; regulation of transcription by RNA polymerase II
Cellular component (GO): nucleus
Molecular function (GO): zinc ion binding; RNA polymerase II cis-regulatory region sequence-specific DNA binding; DNA-binding transcription activator activity, RNA polymerase II-specific
Source: RefSeq, a predicted model, not a curated record